Messenger RNA from Pimephales promelas (fathead minnow), 834 nucleotides. NCBI's taxonomy places the organism in Eukaryota, Metazoa, Chordata, Actinopteri, Cypriniformes, Leuciscidae. The record is from RefSeq and is a predicted model, not a curated record.
AUGAACUCCACACUUGAAGCAUCCACAAACUCCACAGCCGUGCCACACUACAUUUUUUCAGAGAGCAAUACAGACGUGUGUGUGUACGCCAUUAAUUUCAUGUUUGGUGUACCUACACACUCCUAUAUUAUAUGGCUCAUCAUCACAGGGACAGGGAAUGGAGUUGCAUCCGAGUUCUUCAACAUCAAUCUCUCUGUUUGUGAAUUAUGUUUUUCUAUUAAUUGUUUGUUAAUAACAUUGUCACAUGUUGGUCUUAUUGGCAAUUGGUGGCAAACAUUUUUAAUUGGUAUUACCAUCACUGGUCGUCCUCUGUUUCAGUGUCUGAUGUGUGUUGAGCGUUACCUGGCAGUGGUUCAUCCUGUAACCUUUCUGAAGUACAAACCUCUCAGAUAUAGAGUGAUCUGCUGCACUGUGGCCUGGAUAAUCACUCUUGGCUCCUGUUUGUUCUGCAUGUUUAUUGUAUUCUCAUAUCAAUAUUAUGAGUUUGUCUUGUCCUUCUUGAUUCAGUUCCUCGUCUUCCUCUCCAUUCAGUUGUUUUUCCUAGUAGCUGUUCUCAGAGCUCUGAAGCAGUCAGGACCAGGAGAGAGAGGGAGAGAAAGAGAGGUGGAAAACCACAUGAAGAGAAGAGCGUUUUAUCUCAUUCUAAUAAUUACUGUAAGCAUGGUUGUCAUAUUUUUCCCAUUCAUUGUUAUCGGCUUCUUGACUAUUGGCACACGACUGAAUACUGAACAUUACAGAAGUGGUGAUCGUUGUCUGAUGUUCCGAGUGUUGGUGUUCCAGUCCUGUCUUCCUGUCUUCCUGUUCGUGUUUGCCUACACACUCCCAAGAAGUUGA